Propithecus coquereli (Coquerel's sifaka) is the source of this 1926-nucleotide messenger RNA. It is a transcript of the gene BMPR1B, whose product is annotated as bone morphogenetic protein receptor, type IB. NCBI's taxonomy places the organism in Eukaryota, Metazoa, Chordata, Mammalia, Primates, Indriidae. Bases 18 to 1568 code for a protein of 516 amino acids. Gene Ontology annotation, cellular component: plasma membrane; signaling receptor complex. The record is from RefSeq and is a predicted model, not a curated record. Gene Ontology annotation, biological process: dorsal/ventral pattern formation; BMP signaling pathway; cellular response to growth factor stimulus. The transcript is spliced from 10 exons. Gene Ontology annotation, molecular function: transforming growth factor beta receptor activity, type I; ATP binding; SMAD binding.
GUCAGGCUAUCCCACAGAUGCUUACCUCUCACCCUUUCUUCUUUUCAGCAAACUUUCUUGAUAACAUGCUUUUGCGAAGUUCAGGAAAAUCAAACGUGGGCACCAAGAAAGAGGAUGGUGAGAGCACAGCCCCCACCCCUCGCCCGAAGAUCUUGCGUUGUAAGUGCCACCACCAUUGUCCAGAAGACUCGGUCAACAACAUUUGCAGCACUGACGGAUAUUGUUUCACGAUGAUAGAAGAAGACGAUUCUGGGAUGCCUGUGGUCACUUCCGGAUGCCUAGGACUAGAAGGCUCAGAUUUUCAGUGCCGGGACACUCCCAUUCCUCAUCAAAGAAGAUCAAUUGAGUGCUGCACAGAAAGGAACGAGUGUAAUAAAGACCUACACCCUACCCUGCCUCCGCUGAAAACCAGAGAUUUUGUCGACGGACCUAUACACCACAAGGCUUUACUUAUAUCUGUGACUGUCUGUAGUUUGCUCUUGGUCCUCCUCAUUUUAUUCUGUUACUUCAGGUAUAAGAGACAAGAAACCAGACCGCGGUACAGCUUGGGGUUGCAACAGGCUGACAUUCCUCCCGGAGAAUCCCUGCGAGACCUAAUUGAGCAGUCGCAAAGCUCGGGAAGCGGAUCAGGCCUCCCUCUGCUGGUCCAGAGGACUAUAGCUAAGCAGAUUCAGAUGGUGAAACAGAUUGGAAAAGGUCGCUAUGGGGAAGUUUGGAUGGGAAAGUGGCGUGGCGAAAAGGUAGCUGUGAAAGUCUUCUUCACCACAGAGGAAGCCAGCUGGUUCCGAGAGACAGAAAUAUAUCAGACGGUGUUGAUGAGGCACGAAAACAUCUUGGGCUUCAUUGCUGCAGAUAUCAAAGGGACAGGGUCCUGGACCCAGCUGUACCUGAUCACAGACUACCACGAAAAUGGUUCCCUUUAUGAUUAUCUGAAGUCCACCACCCUGGACGCUAAAUCAAUGCUGAAGUUGGCCUACUCUUCCGUCAGUGGCUUAUGUCACCUGCACACCGAAAUCUUCAGUACUCAAGGCAAACCGGCCAUUGCCCAUCGAGAUCUGAAAAGCAAGAACAUCCUGGUGAAGAAGAAUGGAACUUGCUGCAUAGCCGACCUGGGCCUGGCUGUUAAAUUUAUUAGUGAUACAAAUGAAGUUGACAUACCCCCCAACACUCGAGUUGGCACCAAACGCUACAUGCCACCGGAAGUGUUGGACGAGAGCUUGAAUAGAAAUCACUUCCAGUCUUACAUCAUGGCCGACAUGUACAGUUUCGGACUCAUCCUCUGGGAGGUUGCUAGGAGAUGUAUAUCAGGAGGUAUCGUGGAAGAAUAUCAGCUUCCCUAUCAUGACCUCGUGCCCAGUGACCCCUCUUACGAGGACAUGAGAGAGCUCGUGUGCAUCAAGAAGUUACGUCCCUCGUUCCCCAACCGGUGGAGUAGCGACGAGUGUCUGAGGCAGAUGGGGAAGCUCAUGACCGAGUGCUGGGCUCACAGCCCCGCGUCCAGGCUGACGGCCCUGCGCGUGAAGAAGACACUUGCCAAGAUGUCAGAGUCGCAGGACAUUAAGCUCUGACGGCAGAGAAAACGCGGGCAUCUCUGCGCGCAGCCGGCAGAUGCUCUUCUGUCUGUGGGCAGAGCGCAAGUCGUGAGCGGAGCAUCCACGCGGUACAGCCCUUGAACAUCGUCCUGUUUCCCAGUGGGUUCAGACCUCGCCUCUCAGGGACCACGCUGGACAGAGACAGCGACGUUCCCAGCAGCACAGAGCGAUCCGUGUCUGUCUGUAGGAGGGAGAAACCGCCUGGGUAACUUGUUCAAGAUACGAUGCAUGUUGCUUUCUAAGAAAGCCCUGUAUUUUGGGAUUGCCUUUUAUUUUUAUUUUUAUUUUUUAAAAAGAUGCUUUAAUGUUGCCAAAAUGAAACAAAUAAUGUGGA